CAUGGGUGUCUAAGAUCACUUCUUCUCCUUCUUCCCCUCUUUCAUGCUGUGGUGUCUGAAUGCAGGAAGAAGAGGUUGCUGCCAUUGAGGUGGACGCCUCCCAGGAGCUGUCCGUCAGUAAGCUGCUGGAGCGAGCCAACAGAGACCGCACCCCAGAUGUUGAUGAACCCUCUCUAAUCGGCGGAGAUAUCGCUUUGAAGCCCGAGGCAGAAAGGAAUGCUGACCCCUGCACCUCCAGAGGAUGCCUCUGGUUGAAAUACACAGAUGGAAAAGUCUACAUCCCCUACUACAUCGCCAACCACUACUCUUACCGUGAGAGAGAGAUCAUUGUCCGUGGGCUGGAGUCCUUCUCUGCGGUUUCCUGCAUCCGUUUCCGGCCCUACCAGAACGGUGAUCACGAAUGGUUGAGCAUUGAAUCCAGGAACGGCUGCUACUCAUACGUGGGCCGUCAGGGUGGGGCCCAGACGGUGUCUCUGAGCCGACAGGGCUGCCUGUACCACGGAACCGUCCAGCAUGAGCUGCUCCACGCCCUGGGCUUUAACCAUGAGCAGACCCGCUCAGACAGGGACAACCACAUCAGGGUCCACUGGGACAACAUCAUCGACGACAUGGAGUACAACUUCUAUAAGAUCGACACUCUGAACCAGGGAACGCCUUAUGACUACAACUCUGUUAUGCAGUAUGAGAGGUACGCCUUCUCCAAGAACAACCUCCCCACCAUGGAGCCCAUCCCAAACAGCAAUGUGUCCUUCGGCCAGGCCACACAGAUGAGCCAAAAUGACAUCACCAGGCUGAACAGACUCUACCAAUGCUAAGCUGCAGAUCCGGACCUUCAUCCAACAGGCUGAGGAAAGAGCUGGGCCUGAUGGGAGUUUGGUCGCUAACUCCAGUAGCAUCGCAUGUUGACUGGUGUCCAAAGAGAAUACAAAAUAAUAUUAAAGAAAAAUUCACAAACUGAUCAGAGCUUUGUUCAUUUGGAGUGAAAAGUUUGGCUGAGGAGUCAGACGAGAGGAGGAAGCCAUCAUGGCCGUUCAUCAUAAAACCAGUGUAGGUACCAGAUCUGCUGUGGUCCUGCUUCAUGCCAGCGACGUUACGCUAUAUGAGUGGCUGAAUGUAAAACAAUGUGGUUGCCCAGACAACGAUAAUAACAUCACGCAGCAUCAGUGUGCCGAGUCGGGAGCAUCUGUAGCUGUUAGUACCAUUUUUCUGUUCAGUAAUUUACGCCCAUAUUUGGUUAUUAGUUUUGGAUAUGUUUAGUAUUUGCAUAUUAUAGAAUAUUUACGAUUGCAUUAUAACUGCAUUAGUGGUUUACAGUGUUAAUAAUUUCCUUCUAGUUUAAUCUGCAUUCAGUUUAAUGCUUAGAAUUAUUUUGAAUGGAGAGUCAAUGACGCUGAGCGAUGAUGUUUUGGGAGCUCGCAUGUC
Molecule: messenger RNA, 1422 nt
Organism: Cyprinodon variegatus (sheepshead minnow)
Lineage: Eukaryota; Metazoa; Chordata; Actinopteri; Cyprinodontiformes; Cyprinodontidae
Product: low choriolytic enzyme-like
Exons: 8
Coding region: 60-815 (251 amino acids)
Biological process (GO): proteolysis
Molecular function (GO): metalloendopeptidase activity; zinc ion binding
Source: RefSeq, a predicted model, not a curated record